This is a messenger RNA of Serendipita indica DSM 11827, 2301 nucleotides long. NCBI's taxonomy places the organism in Eukaryota, Fungi, Basidiomycota, Agaricomycetes, Sebacinales, Serendipitaceae. The record is from the annotation of a GenBank genome assembly.
AUGUCGCUCCUAAAGCUGCUCGACUCUUCGAUAUUGAUUUCUCAAGGGGCUGAGGCAAAAGUCUUCAAGGCUCAUCUGACAUCGCCGUCAUCGAAUCCUGUAUUGAUCAAGUAUCGCUUCCCAAAGAAAUAUCGACAUCCUGUACUUUCAGCUCAGCUCACGCGAGCCCGCAUCACAUCAGAGGCAAGAGCCUUAGCACGUUGCGUCCGCAGUGGCGUUAGAGUUCCAGAUGUUCGACUUGUGGAUCUUGAGUCCGGGAUCAUUGCUAUGGAGUGGAUAGACGGCAAGAGCGUGCGAUUCUUGCUCGGAGAUGAUGAGGACGAGACGGAAAGUGUGCUGAUCGACAACCAAGGGCUGGAAACCUACGGCAUCUCUCAAGAGCAGUUAAUGUCGAUGAUUGGCCAAACACUUGGACGAAUGCACAAAGCCGAUAUUAUCCAUAGUGAUCUCACGACGUCAAACAUGAUGCUCACUCGCAGUAGUGGCUCACCAGAGCUGGUCAUGAUUGAUUUUGGCCUCUCGUUUCAGUCUGGGCUCGUAGAAGACAAAGCGGUCGACCUCUACGUACUAGAGCGAGCCUUUACAUCUACGCAUCCUGCUUCAGAACAGUUAUUCGAAGCCGUCCUCAGCGCGUAUGCGUCGGAACUUGGCACCAAGGCAUGGGCCGCUGUGAAGAAGCGACUAGACGACGUACGAUUGCGUGGGAGAAAGCGAAACACCGCCAUGUCGCUCGACUCUCAACAUUUUUGGCUCCUGGGCUCCGCUGGUGCUGUCUCAGGAGCUUUUCUAUAUCUCUAUGCUGGAUAUAGGAGAACUUUACGGGCAUAUCAAGGCACACCUGGCCUUAAGACGGUCCUCUCCGUUUCGGCGCCGAUAAUGAACGUGCUCCCACAGAUAAAGGCCGGCCCUUUUGGCGACUGGUGGUUUAAUAUUGGAGCCCAAUGGUGGUUCAGCGUCAAACAUGACUGCUUCCAAAAAGCGGGUCAGGACAUCAUUUCGAAUAUCUCUCUUGACAACUUUGGCCCUGUAUUUAUUGUUGCCGACGCCGAGGCUACUCAGGAAAUACUUGGCAAUCGGGUCCGCUUCCCCAAGCCAACCGAGGUCUACUUUAUCCUCGAGUUGUACGGACGGAAUGUGGUCACGACGGAGGGUGAUAUAUGGCGUUCUCAUCGUAGAAUUGCAGCCCCCAGCUUCUCGGACAGCAAUAACCGGCUCGUUUGUCAGGAAACUGGAGUUGUCGUGAGCUCCCUCUUUGAACAGUGGAAAGAUAAAGAGAAAAUACAUUAUGACAACGUCAACGACCUAACCAUGUCGUUAACCCUCAUGGUCAUUUGCUCUGCUGGCUUUGGGGUUCACGUUCCCUGGGAAGAUGAGGCUGCUCCUUCAGGACACAGACUGACAUUCAAGUCGGCCGUCAGGGGAGUUUCCGAUGGCCUUAUGCUGAAGAUUGGGGUUCCUGAUAAGAUUAUGCCUUGGUUCAAGCGCACAGCCCACAUUCAAGAGGCAUUUGAAGAACUACAUCAAUAUAUGAAGGAAAUGGUCAAAGAGCGUUCCAAGAGUUAUCGCGACUACAGUGACCUAUUCAGCAACCUCAUCGAGGCCAACGAGGCUGAGGAAGGACAGAAGCUAACCAAUGAGGAACUCAUUGGAAACAUCUUCAUCUUCCUGAUUGCUGGUCACGAAACAACUGCACACACCCUUGCAUUCUGCCUCGGGCUCCUGGCGCUCUACCCGGAGGUCCAAGAAAAGCUUUAUAAACACACGGUAGAGCACGUCGCAGAUGUCCACGGGAUUCCAACAUAUAGUGAACUACCUAACCUGACCUAUCUGGAGGCCGUCUUCAAUGAGUCUUUGCGAUUGUUUCCUCCGGUCACUAUUAUCCCGAAACGCAGCGCAUUCGAUACUACUCUGCGGACGGUCAAUACUAAAGGCGAGCCGGUGGUCGUACCUAUUCCAAAGGGCGCCAUAUUCAAUAUCGCCACCGCUGGUAUCCACUAUAACCCGCGUUAUUGGAAAAAUCCACACGAGUUUAAACCAGAGCGGUUCCUAGGGGAUUGGCCAAAGCACGCAUUUGUUCCCUUCUCUAUGGGUGCGAGGUCAUGCAUCGGUCGCAGGUUUGCGGAAAUCGAAAUGCUGGUUGCUCUCAGCCAGAUUGUCCGGAAUUAUCGUCUUGAGAUCAAGGUGGACCCGAAAUUCGCAGACGAGAGCUUUGAGGACAGGCGGAAGCGUGUGCUCGCAGCGCACGACGCGAUCACUUUGACUCCGGAUGGCAUCCCUGUCACCUUUAUCAAGCGUCAUUGA